CUACAGUAGCAUGAGUUGGGUUUGGAAACAGCACUCGUAAUUCUGCAGAGUCACACAACACUAGAAGAUAGCGGAAUCUACAGUUUUUAUCGAAGGUUGUUUUAAAAAGAAGCAUGGAGCUACAUAUGGAGCCUACACCUCACGCAUCCCUAGGGGGACCUCAGCAGCGGUACUUCAGCCCUUAUGCAAUGAAUGGAGGCACGAUCCUUGCUGUAGCUGGCGAUGACUUCGCAAUUAUUGCAUCUGACACAAGACUGAGUGAAGGCUUCUCAAUUCACAGCAGGAACCUCCCAAAAACAUACAACUUAACGGGCAAUACUGUCCUCGGAUGUUGUGGUUUCCACGGAGAUGUCCUCACAUUGACAAAAGUUCUUGAAGCAAGAUUGAAGAUGUAUGAGCAUGACAACCACAAGAAGAUGAGUUGUAAGGCCAUCGCAUCCAUGUUGUCAUCCAUCUUGUACUACCGACGCUUCUUUCCUUACUACACCUACAAUGUCUUGGCAGGAAUUGAUGAAGAUGGUAAAGGCUGUGUAUACAGCUUUGAUCCUGUGGGUUCCUAUGAGCGUGAGGUAUACAGAGCUGCUGGCUCAUCAAGUGCCGUCCUUCAACCUUUACUAGACAACCAGAUUGGCGGCAAGAACCAGGAGGGGUAUGUUGCACCUCCUCUCAGCUUACAGAAGGCAGUGGCACUGGUCAAGGACGUCUUCAUCUCAGCUGCUGAGAGAGAUAUCUACACUGGAGAUGGCAUCGUCUUGAACAUUGUCACCCAGGAUGGUGUACGUGAGGAGAGGUUCCCACUAAGACGAGACUAGGCAGUGGAAUCUUGAAAUGUACAGCUUUUAGUUGUUAUUUGAGGUCAGAUCUCAUUCCCUUUUGGCAGCAGGGCUGUUUGGGUCUGCUCUGGAUAAAUAAAUUAAAUUUGGCUGUUACAUGGAUGUGACAUCUAAGGAAAAAUAUCACCUGUUUACAUCAGUUGAACACACUGAAAUGUUCAUUUCAGAAUUACAGAAAUGCGUCUUGUAAUUACUCAACAUGUCUGGUGUUUACUUGAAAACUGUACAUCUCCUCAAGCAUUCUGGUGAGGCAAAAGAGAAAGAGUACCGUAUUAUUUUAAAGUGAAUACAACUGAUGAAAACAUAUGGAAAAGUUCAGUUUAAGCUCAAUGGAAAACUUUCCAGGGCAGUGCAUUUUCAUUUUCAAGCAGUGGUUAUCACAAAGGAUAUGUUUCUUAUUCUGCAAUGCAACACAAAAUGUUCAUGGUAAAACACAAACAGGAUAAGCACAACUUCUCUACACGAAGGAUUUUUCUUUAUAGAAAUGGUAUUUUUAUUUACGUUCAUGUACAAUUCAUAAGUUACCAUCUACAGUGUGUACAUGUGCAUGCCUUUGUUUAAUAAAGUUAAGAAUCUGAUGGCAAAUUGAAGAAA
Messenger RNA from Acanthaster planci (crown-of-thorns starfish), 1427 nucleotides. RefSeq names its product proteasome 20S subunit beta 1 (gene psmb1). The record is from RefSeq and is a predicted model, not a curated record. NCBI's taxonomy places the organism in Eukaryota, Metazoa, Echinodermata, Asteroidea, Valvatida, Acanthasteridae. Gene Ontology annotation, cellular component: cytoplasm; proteasome core complex; nucleus.